Messenger RNA from Perca flavescens (yellow perch), 1094 nucleotides. Its product is annotated as CD276 antigen homolog. Lineage: Eukaryota; Metazoa; Chordata; Actinopteri; Perciformes; Percidae. The coding region runs from base 263 to 940 and encodes 225 amino acids. Gene Ontology annotation, biological process: positive regulation of T cell proliferation; immune response; cellular response to lipopolysaccharide. The record is from RefSeq and is a predicted model, not a curated record. Gene Ontology annotation, cellular component: external side of plasma membrane. The transcript is spliced from 3 exons.
ACACUCUAGGCUACAUACCUCAUCUAUCGUUCUUUUUAUUGUUCCCUUCUAUUUAUUAAGCUAAUUUACGGUAAUACUUUUUAACCUUUCUUCUUCUUUUUCUAGCAGCUAUUUUAAUUUUUACAACUGCCGGCUCUUCCUUCAGCUCCUCCCCUCACAUGCUGUCUUAGGGUUAGAAAACAGAAAAGGCAACAAGUGUAACUAGUAGACGCUUUCUCUUUCCUCUGUGAAGGAGAUAACAAUCUAUCCUCCUUCACCUCUCAUGGCUCCAAUUCUGUUCCUGUUGUUAUUUCUCUCUGAAGCAGCUUCAGAUGAGAUUGAGGUAACAGUGGACCCUGGAGAUGAUGUCAUUCUACCAUGUUGGGCUGCUGAUUCCUCCAUCAUAGUUGUAGUAUGGACCAGACCUGACCUGGAGCCAUAUAACGUUGUCUAUUACAGUGAUGGACACCUGGAUCCAACCUGUCAGCAUCCAUUCUUUAAGGACAGGGUGGAGCUGGUGGACAGAGAUCUGAAGGACCGAAACUUGUCUUUUAUUCUGAAGAACGUGAGCAGCAUCGACAACGGGACAUACGAGUGUCGAGUUGCAUUUGGUUCCAGACGGAAAAAGAGAGCCAACAUCAACUGUAACCCAAUCAGUACCCUCAGAACCAUCAGAAUCAUCCGUCUGCAGGUUAGAGAGCCAGCAGGUUCAAACAGAGGACACUCCGAGGAUGGAAACCCAAAGAAUGAUGUCCCUGAGGAUAGAAACUCCUCUCCUGUAGGCCUCAUCGUUGGACUGGCAGCAGGUGUUCUGGUUCUUGUAGCUGCUGCAGUGGCUGGUGUCCUGAUGUAUAGAAGACGUAAGAACAAGAGAUCAGGACAACCUGCUGAUGAUGAUGAUGAUGAUGAUGAUGAUGAUGAUGAUGAUGAUGAUGAAGCAUCGGCCGAUAACUUCCUCUGACGUCCUCUGGGGUCCCAUGACGAGAUGGUUGCAGAGAGACAGAUUUCCUGUGAAUGAACUUUUAUCUUUAGAGAAAUAGAAUAUUUACUCAAGUAAAAGUACUGUUGCUAGGGGCGACCUCUAGCUCCCCCAGUAGAGCGUGCGCCCCAUGUAG